Molecule: messenger RNA, 1071 nt
Organism: Penicillium lagena
Lineage: Eukaryota; Fungi; Ascomycota; Eurotiomycetes; Eurotiales; Aspergillaceae
Product: putative 3-hydroxyacyl-CoA dehydrogenase
Exons: 3
Coding region: 1-1071 (356 amino acids)
Cellular component (GO): cytoplasm
Molecular function (GO): oxidoreductase activity, acting on the CH-OH group of donors, NAD or NADP as acceptor
Source: RefSeq, a predicted model, not a curated record
AUGGCGCAAUACAUCCCCAGUGUCUCUUCUGAGUCUCUUCUGGACAAGGUUGUCCUGAUCACCGGAGGUUCCAAUGGCAUCGGUGCAAGUCUAGUCCGACAGUGCCUAGAAAAUGGCGCCAAUGUUUGUUUUGGCGACCUUGACAACAUCACUGGUGAGCGUCUAAUGAGGAAGUGCCUCGAAGUGUUCCAUCCGGCGGAAGAACACCUGGCUCCCCGAGUCGUUUUCCAGGCAACCGACGUCACCAACUAUGAUUCGGUUUUGGGUCUGUUUGACCUGGCCUUCAAGACUUAUAGUCGUAUCGAUCACGUUGUCUCGGCGGCUGGUAUCGUAGAGAUUGGCAACUGGUUCGAUUUCGGUCUCACGCUGCAGACGGUUCGCCAGAAACCCACCCACAAGGUACUGGAUGUUAAUCUUCUCGGUUCCAUGUAUGUCUCGCGCAUUGCCUCGGUCUACCUUCGCCACAAUCGUGGCCCGGAUGCCGACCGAUCCAUUCUGCUCUUUUCAUCCGCGGCCGGAUUCAAAGACAGCCCAUCUUUGUUUGUCUACCAAGCAUCCAAACAUGGCGUAACGGGCCUUAUGCGCUCACUGCGCAGCUACAUCUCGUCCCCAUAUAAGCACAGCCUGCGGAUUAACACUAUCUGCCCCUGGGUGACCGAGACCGACACCAUUAAGAAGAUCGAGCAGAAGUGGAAGCAGGCCAAUCUGCCAACCAACAGUCCCCAAGAAGUCGCGGCUGUGGCUGCCGGCGUGCUUGCCGACCAAUCCCUUAAUGGCUCGUCCAUGUUUGUUGAGGGUGGCCGAGCCUGGGAGAUUGAAGAAAAUAUUAACCGGCUUGAGACCCAGUGGCUGGGUGAGGCACCAUCGAAGGCUUUGGCAAUGGGACAGGAGCUACUUGAUGAUGGAGCCAUCUGGACCGCAACUCUUCGCAAGAAGAGCAGCAUUUCGAGUGGUGUUCCGCCCGGUGUUCCGCCCAGCAAGCUUGAAGGCGUUCAGAACGGCAUUGGAAAAGAACAAGUGAAUGGCCAGACGAAUGGCCAGACGAAUGGACUGACCAAUGGAGUGCACUAG